ACCUCCCCCUGAGCCUGUUCUUGGCAGCCGUUAAACAGCUCACGGCUCUUGUCCAAUGCUUCGAAGACACAGCUCCAAGAGCAAGCCGGCCAUCAGACACCGCAAGUCUACAAGCUCGGUCCGCAGUGUCCAUCUCGACCACAUCGACACGGAGUGCGCAAGACGGGAUGCACACACGGCAGCCACUGAGGCCUACGCUCGCGGACGACAUCGCUCGUCUGUCGAGGCGCCACUGUUUCCGACCCCAGUCCCACCACGGCUGAGGCAGUUAAACCGGACGUCCGAGGGACUGACGCACAGCUGGAGCCAGCCAGCCCACCUAGACGAGACCGGAAGCCCUUCAGGACUCCGGCGUCGGCAGAGCGUCCGGUUUGUCGUGAUUCCGCCCGAGCGUGCCAGGAAGACCGAGAGAACUACAGACUCCGACCGCUUAGGAGAGCAGGAGAGAGAUCACUCAGUCCAUAAUGACCAGCAGGAGGUGGACCUGGGUUUCAUAUGCGGGGAGACCAAGCCGCCUCCUUCGGCACUGUCACCACAUGAGCAGCGCCUGUCCGAGACAUAUAUCGCCAACGGGCCAGUGGCCUGUGACCAUUACGACACACCAGUGGACGACCCGUCCUCAUAUCACAAAAUACACAGGUCACAGUCGAUGAUCGCUCACGGAAGCCUGAUCCGACCUUUUCGCUCUAGAGUACGACCAGAAUCGCUCGCGGCGAGCACGGGUGGCAAGGACGGCGAACUACCGCCGUCUGGUGACCCUGGCAGAGCUCUUCGGGCCCCCAAAUCCCUGAGCUUUCUCGGAAGUCGGAGGAUUGGAUCACGAAACGAAUCCGAUGGCAGUGUCCCCCAAGACCAGGAUGGUUUUGCCAGGGACGAGAUGUGUCUGGGUACCUUGCAGAUUUCUCGCCCUCAUUCUCCAUCGUCAGGCCUGGGGCGGUCGAUUAGCCAGCGGUUGACUGGACAGCGCCAGCGGCCACUCCGGAUGUCGCUAAGAGACAGCGUCGAGCUCCCGCUCACGGCAAGCAUGGGAACAAUUCCUACGCCACGGAGCGUCGGAAUCAAGGGAAAGGCCAGGAAGGCGUCCGAGAAUAUCAAGUCCAGGUUCAAAACCUUGUUUGGACGCCGCAAGAAAAGCAUAGAGCACAAUGAGACGGACUCGCGGGAUGAGCAUGGCACCGAUGACCAUAGACCCUCCUCGGCGUCUUGUGAGAGCGGCGUUUCCACCAGCGCUGACAGAAUGGGCUCACAAGAAAACGAUAUGCCUUUCUCGAUAGGCACGGCGUCCAGGGUGGCCUCUAUCCAGAUUGUCCCCGUAGAUGGCUUGCCAAGGUCACAUCGAGGUAGCCUUGAGAGCGCACGGGGUGACUCGGAUGUGCCAGACGAUGGGUCCAGGGUCACCAGCUGGGCAAGCUCGGGUCUCUCAACAGUGGCGAGCCAGCAGCAGGCAUGGAGCGACCUACACCGACAGCGCCUUUCGGUCAUCAAGGAAAACGGGUUUGGAGUCCCGUCGGCAGCAGACGGCACGCGGACGCCAACAGCGGCCACUGUCGCCAACGGCCCGAAGUGCGGGAUAGACAGCCAGCGCGUUUACUCGGCCCUCGCUAAGAGGUUAACGGAGCGACAGCAGCUCGCCCGAGAAGCUCAAGUACUGGGCCAGAGCUCGGAAUCAUUCGAUGACGGCAUCGCCGACACAGACAUCUCCGGCACGAGACUCACAGCAUACACUAUCAGGCGUGUCCCAGGGUCCCCUGACACGGCCCAUAACGACGCGGAAUGGUCGUCUGCGUUGUCCUCCUCUGGGAACACGGUGCUGGGCAGCAGAAGGCGGCAGAGUUCGGAGGAUAACGUGUUUGACGCAGCCCCACCGCCCGCGGUUGAUGCGCGGGAAUCCCAUGCCGCUGAAUCACCAGGCAGAGGUCAGCCGCGGCCCGACAGGAGUUCUGUGUUUUUCGGCAGCCCUACAUACCAUCUCUUCAGGACUGCAUCGCCAUACCGCCGAGCAAUCCGGGAAAGCAUGAAGACAGCAGACUCGACCAGGUCAGCCACUGUAGCUGGUAGACAACACCGGAACAAUGCACUAGCCGGAUCAAGUGCUACUGGGGUGGAGGAUGAGGCACAAGACGCGGACGAGCAGUGGGCAUACUCUGAGAGUUCAUACUCAUGCGCGGAAGAAGAAUACGAGAGGGGUGAGGGCGAUGAUAGCGGCUCUCUUCGUGUGAGUAGGAGAAACUCAAGGACUCCAGGUGCUGCAGAGUCCUCAUCUUCGGCUUUGGAGACACAAGAACGGCGGAGAGCGAUUUCGUCCGAAGGGUCUGUUGACUGGAAGACUUGGCUCUCGGCGAAUGUGAGCAAGCUGGAGGUACAGGCAUCGCCAGCCUGGAGCGAAUGGCAUGGGUCUAGGAACAACCCAUGGAGCACACCGACCAGUCGAGAAGCGCCAGAGAAAGGCAGGCACAUGCGGGAGUCCGCGCAGAUAUACGCAGACGAUGACGAAGACACGGGGGUGGGCAAAGAUGGAAAGACCCAAGUCGGGUUCGGCCGGCCGGCCCAAGGCGAGGAGGAGGCUAGACAAGAGGCGCAACCCCUCACGGUGGUGCAGCCGAACAUGACGAGAAAGGCAUCGUGCCAGCAGUCGGUGCGAACCAUGUCUCGCGGAGCUAGCGGGGCACUGGCGGAAAACAAAGCUCCUCGGACGGACGUUGUGGAGGACGAGAGCGCAAGGCAAGUCGGGGAACAAGACGAAAAGCCGCAAAGCUCAGGCCCAGACGGGCAGAGACAGAGCCCGUCGUCGCCUCGGCCGGGGCGGGGGGUUCGACUCGGGGAUUGCGGCAAGGCAGAGUUGUGCCCGCAGACUCCAGAGCGCAGGCCGGGCGUCUGCCGGCGCGCAGCAGAGUCGGAGGCGCGGGCCCGGCCGCUCCAUCGCACGCGCACGACCGAAGGGGGCUCACCCUAUCAACAGCAGGGGACCUGGUCGGUAAGGCUGGUCAGACGGGCAGGCUCGGGGCGAGAGGUGGACAGGAGUGCCCUGGGCGAGAACACGCCGACCACACGAGCAGAGAAUGGGGCUGGGGCCGGCCAACAAACGAUGGACCAGAUUCUCAGUAGCCGGCGGCGGCGCAUGGCGAGCAGUGAGGACGGCGGCAACGCCUUUGUCUAAGGAUGCAAGUGACCCUCAUCUGAUAUUGCAUGUUAAGGGGAAGACGUCGUUCCUUGAGCGGAUAAUCACACAAGUAUGGAAGUAGGUAUCCAUGGUGCGGGGGAAGAUGGGAUUAUCAUAUAU
Messenger RNA from Gaeumannomyces tritici R3-111a-1, 3280 nucleotides. RefSeq lists its product as hypothetical. The transcript has a single exon. The coding region runs from base 56 to 3157 and encodes 1033 amino acids. The record is from RefSeq and is a predicted model, not a curated record. NCBI's taxonomy places the organism in Eukaryota, Fungi, Ascomycota, Sordariomycetes, Magnaporthales, Magnaporthaceae.